UUUGGUGGCAUGUUUGAAUUUGGCUCCGUUGUGUGGAAAGAUGGGGAAAACCGGUUUGCUUGUUCUACUAGUGAUUUGGGCACGAGUUGGGGCUGAAAAUGGCAAACAAUUAAAUGUGCUGCUGAUUUUGGCCGACGAUGGCGGCUUCGAAAUGGGGGCUUACAGGAACAAAAUCUGCCAAACGCCCAAUUUGGACGCCUUGGCCAAAAACAGCCUAAUUUUCAAUAAUGCCUACACCUCGGUCAGUAGUUGUUCGCCCAGCCGCUCGGCCCUACUUACCGGCAUGCCGGCCCAUCAGAAUGGCAUGUACGGCCUCCACCAGGCCGAAAACCACUUCGAUUCCUUCACAAACGUGAAAAGUUUGCCGAACAUUUUGCGCGAAAACGGCAUUCGCACCGGAAUUAUCGGUAAAAAACACGUGGGCCCCAAAAAUACGUAUCGUUUUGAUUACGAGCAGACUGAGGAGAAUAAUUCAAUCCUGCAAGUUGGGCGAAAUAUCACUUUGAUUAAAUUGCUGGCCAGAGAGUUCCUCAACAAUUCCACGGACAAGCCAUUUUUCCUCUAUGUUGCGUUCCAUGACCCCCAUCGUUGCGGGCACACGCACCCGGAAUACGGCCAGUUCUGCCAACGGUUCGGCAACGGGGACGUGGGCAUGGGUCUGAUCCCGGACUGGCGCCCAAUUUAUUACCAAUGGGACGAACUUGAGCUACCUUAUUAUAUUCCCGAUACGGAGGCGGCGAGGCGUGAAGUGGCCAAUCAAUACACGACAAUCUCGAGAUUGGAUCAAGGCGUUGGUUUAAUUUUGGAAGAAUUGGAAAAAUCAGGUCACGCUGAUGAUACUCUUGUGAUUUACAGUUCGGAUAAUGGGACCCCAUUUCCGAACGGACGCACGAAUUUAUACGAUUCGGGGAUUGCCGAACCCAUGUUUAUUUCCUCGCCUUUGCACAAGGAAAGGCACAAUCAGGUCACCUACUCCUUGACCAGCCUCCUAGAUAUUGUACCAACUGUCCUUGAUUGGUUCAAUAUCACAGAGGAGAGCAACGAAAUCAAUAGUAAAAAACUGACCGGGAAAAGCUUAUUGCCACUUCUAGUUAAAGAGCCGGAAAAUACAACAAACGAGGCGAUUUUCGCGAGUCAUAAUCUCCAUGAAGUAACGAUGUAUUACCCAAUGAGGAUGAUCAGAACCCACCGCUAUAAAUUGAUUCAUAAUUUGAAUUACCAAGCGCCGUUCCCGAUCGAUCAGGACUUUUACUUAUCGCCAACAUUCCAAGAUAUUUUGAACCGCACCAGAAACAAGGAAAAUCUGUACUGGUUUAAGACCCUGAGACAGUACUACAACCGGCCCGAGUGGGAACUGUACGACUUGAAACACGACCCCGUGGAACUAAACAAUCUGGCUGGAAAGAGCGACUACAAAGACAUCAUGCAGGAGCUGGAGAAACGACUUUCCGAGUGGCAAAACGCCACAAGUGACCCGUGGAUUUGCUCCCCACAUUCAGUCUUGGAAAAUAAGGGUGACUAUGCACACAACCCCCAAUGCAUGCCCCUGUACAACACGUAAACACAAAAAUAUAUUUAUUGUCACAUAUUCUAAACAAAUGCGUAUAUAAAACAUCUACGUUUGCA
Messenger RNA from Tribolium castaneum (red flour beetle), 1626 nucleotides. RefSeq names its product N-sulfoglucosamine sulfohydrolase (gene Sgsh). Gene Ontology annotation, biological process: heparan sulfate proteoglycan catabolic process; glycosaminoglycan catabolic process. The transcript is spliced from 6 exons. Bases 41 to 1561 code for a protein of 506 amino acids. The record is from RefSeq and is a predicted model, not a curated record. Gene Ontology annotation, molecular function: glycosaminoglycan binding; N-acetylglucosamine-6-sulfatase activity; N-sulfoglucosamine sulfohydrolase activity. NCBI's taxonomy places the organism in Eukaryota, Metazoa, Arthropoda, Insecta, Coleoptera, Tenebrionidae.